AUGUGCAUUCUUCCACUUAACCCUGAUGAUAUGGUGCAUCGCGCCGUGGACAAGAUUUAUCACGCAAACUGUUUUUGCUGCUAUUAUUGCGGUCACAUUCUGCAACCUCGAGAAGAGUAUGUUGUACACGACGGACAGAUUGUGUGCCUCGGCGAUUUUGAACUCAUGAUGCAACACGCAUGCAACUCAGGUGAACACAGGAAAGCAGUGAAACGUCCGCGAACCAUACUUACCAGUCACCAGAGGAAAGCUUUCAAGGCCUCGUUUGAGAUAACUGCCAAGCCGUGCCGCAAAGCGAGGGAAGCUUUAGCCAAGGAGACUGGCCUUAGUGUCAGAGUUGUUCAAGUUUGGUUUCAGAACCAGCGCGCCAAAUUAAAGAAACUCCAUCGCAAACAGGAAAACGGUAAGACGAACGGAAGCCAAACGGCGGACGAAGAGAGCGAUACUAAGAAAACUCAGACAGAGAAAAGUAUCAGCAAAGAGUCCAGUCCUUACUCGACCAACGGUCACGAUACGGAUAACGAUGUGUUCUCGUGUUCCACAGUUAACGGUACGACAAUCGCGAUUGAUGCCUGUUUCUCGAACAUGAUCCUCAUAGAUACUUCCGGUGACGAACUGUCAAACCAUGCUCACAGCGGGAACGAAUCAGGAAGCAAGUCGCUGGUCGAACGUAGUGACGCUGACCUCUCGGAAUCGUCCAACCCAAUUGACAAACUUUAUCAUAUGCAGAACUCUUACUUUCGUUAUUAA
Molecule: messenger RNA, 750 nt
Organism: Soboliphyme baturini
Lineage: Eukaryota; Metazoa; Nematoda; Enoplea; Dioctophymatida; Soboliphymatidae
Source: the annotation of a GenBank genome assembly